AUGUCCGCUCCUUCCACCGCCGACGUCCAGGCUCUUCGCAGUCGCUACGAGAAGGCAGGCCAGGGUCAUGUCUUCACCUUCUGGGACAAGCUGUCGGCCGAGGAACAGUCGACCUUCUACCGCCAACUCCUCUCCCUAGACCCCGCACGCAUCAACUCGAUCCACGCUUCUUCCCUCGAGGCGGAGAAGGCUGCGGCAGCGUCGACGCACGACGAGAUCACGCCUCCUCCCGCGGACCAGUCGGGUAGCGUUAUCGGGAACGAGAAGCAGGCGGCUCAAUGGAACGAGGUUGGCUUGAAGGCGGUUCGAGAGGGAAAGGUCGCCGUCCUGUUGAUGGCUGGAGGACAGGGUACGCGUCUCGGCUCGUCGGCGCCGAAGGGAUGCUACGACAUUGGCCUGCCGAGCCACAAAAGCCUGUUCCAGCUCCAGGCUGAGCGGAUCAAGCGAUUGCAGACUGUCGCGGGCGCCGACAAACCGGUGCCCUGGUACGUCAUGACGAGCGGACCGACGAGGAAGCCGACGGAGGAGUUCUUCGCCGCGAACGGGUUCUUCGGUUUGGCAAAGGAGAACGUCGUCUUCUUCGAGCAGGGCGUCCUCCCUUGCCUGACGGACGACGGGAAGAUCUUCCUCGACAAGCCCGGCGUCGUCGCUGUCGCACCCGACGGCAACGGCGGUGUCUACGCCGCUCUCCGCAACCCUGUCUCUCCCUCGCUCUCCGCGCCCACAAUUCUCGAAGACCUCCGCCAGCGCGGCGUCGAGUUCAUCCAUGCCUACGGUGUCGACAAUUGCCUCGUUCGCGUCGCCGACCCCGUCUUCCUCGGCUACUGCAUCUCGCGGAAUGCCGACUGCGGCGCCAAGGUCGUCAAGAAGACUGUCCCGACCGAGUCGGUCGGCGUCGUCGCGCUCAAGGCGGGCAAGUUUGCUGUCGUCGAAUACUCGGAGAUCUCGCAAGAGAUGGCGGAGCGCAAGGACGCCUCUGGAUCAGACGACCUCGCUUUCCGCGCCGCCAACAUCGCCAACCACUUCUACUCGCGCCAGUUCCUCGAGGAGGUGUCGCACUUUGACGAGAAGCAGAUGCCUUACCACAUCGCGCGCAAGAAAGUCCCGCACAUCGACCUCGCCUCGGGCGAGACGGUCAAGCCCUCGAAGCCGAAUGGCAUGAAGCUCGAACAAUUCGUGUUCGACGUCUUCCCGUUCACCAAAUCGUUCGCGCUCCUCGAGGUCGAGCGCAAAUCGGAGUUUUCGCCGCUCAAGAACGCGCCUGGGACGGGCAGCGACGACCCCGAGACGUCGAGGCGUGAUUUGCUGCAGGAGCAGAGGCGGUGGCUCGAGAACGCUGGCGCGAAGGUUGCGGACGGCGUCGAGGUCGAGUUGAGCCCGCUCGUGUCGUAUGCUGGCGAGGGGCUGGAGGGCGUCAAGGGCCUCGAGAUCAAGAAGAGCGGCGUAGUCCAUUCGCUCGACGAGCUCAAGCAGCUUGCGGCGUAG
Rhodotorula toruloides NP11 is the source of this 1485-nucleotide messenger RNA. RefSeq names its product UDP-N-acetylglucosamine pyrophosphorylase. Gene Ontology annotation, molecular function: UDP-N-acetylglucosamine diphosphorylase activity. The record is from RefSeq and is a predicted model, not a curated record. Gene Ontology annotation, biological process: UDP-N-acetylglucosamine biosynthetic process. The transcript is spliced from 2 exons. Bases 1 to 1485 code for a protein of 494 amino acids. Lineage: Eukaryota; Fungi; Basidiomycota; Microbotryomycetes; Sporidiobolales; Sporidiobolaceae.